AUGCUGGACAAGCUGAGCUCAGAGCUGCUGGCGCGCGUGCUGCGCCACCUGCUGCCGCAGCCGCACGACGCGGCUGCGUUCCGGCGGUGCUACGUUCGCUGCGGGGCCGAGAUGGGCCCUCUCCACGCCGCGCGGCUUGUGUGCCGCGCGUCCGCGGCGGCCGCGCGCGAGCAUCUGGCGGCAGCAGUCACUCUGACGCCGCGCAACACCAGGCGCAGCCGGGCAACGCCUGACUGGCCGCGCUUCCCCGGGCUGCGCGUCGUGAGGGUCGAGGGCUGGAAUCCCAAGACUGCCCCUGUCGUGCUGCCGCGAGACGCCGAGCAGCUGCUUGGCGCAUGCUUCGGCUACGCGCCCGCGGACGCCGGCGCGCCGCUCAAGGGCUUCGACCCAGGCCACCUGUCCCGCGUGACGGUGCUCAAGGUCGUGCGAAGCGACAUCUUCGUGGACCACCUCGCUUCGGCGCUCGCGCGGCUGCCAGCGCUGAAGGCCGUGACCAUCAUCGGCGGCGUGCGCUCCGCCAGCAAGGUCUGCCGCGCCCUUUCGGGCGCCACGGGCCUGGAGCGGCUCGCCCUGCCUGACGUGCCGGCGGACGCUGCCCUCUGCGCCGCGGCCGGCCUUGACGGGCUGUCACGGCUCGAGGCGCUGACUUUGGGCCAGCUGAAUUUGGAAGUCGGGUCCCUGCCAGGCGGUCUCACGGCGGUUGCGUUCCGCAGGCAGUUUGAGAUCGGCUAUCACCAGCCGGUCUGUGCAUGGCCCGCGCUUUUCGACGCCGCCUCUCGCCUGGUCGAGCUGCGCGGUGUGCACCUCGAACUCGACACGGCGGCGGCGCUCGCGCGGUCGGCGCCACGGCUGCGCGUGCUCGUCUGCACGCCAAUGGGGGCCCUGUGGGCGCCGCCGCGCGCUGGCCCUUGGCCGUGCGUGUUCCCGUGCAUCACGCACGCCUGCUUUUUCAGCCGAUACGAGGCGGCGGCGGCCGACAUCCGAGCGGCUCCAUUGCCAGCAAUGCUGCCUGCGCUCGAGCAACUUGCCAGCACCGACGUGCACCCUUACCCGAGCUUUGUCGGGCUGACCGGCCUCCGGGCGCUCUCGCUGAGCGACGUCGAGUUUGACCCGUUUGACGUGGAGGCGGUACAGUGGGAUGCGCUUGGGGCACUGCCGCGGCUGACCGAGAUGGACGUAUACCUCGACCCACGGGACCCCGUGCAGCUGGCAGGGCUGGUGCGGCUGACCAACCUUGAGGUGUUGAAGGUGACCGUCAUGGCGUUUGCCCGGUCUGACGAGGUACACAUUGACAUGGGCGCUGUUAUGGAGGCCGUCGCCUGCCUACCACUGCUGCACACGGUGCAAAUCAAGGUGCAGCAAUUUGAAAACGGCAAUUGCAUGGUGAAAUGGGGCUUGAGUGGCCUCAGGCGGUUCGCGCACGGCGCGCCUGCACUUCACUACUUGUCGAUUCAGGUCAAUGAAUGGGGGGGCGUGCCGGCGCCGGUUGUGGGAGCCCUGGCGAUGCACACGGGGCUGCGGCGCCUGCUGGUUGACUGCUCUCACGAGGAGCCGAGCGCAGUGGAUGCGCUCGCGGCGGAGGUGUCGGCGGAAUGCAAUUCGCUGACCAUUGAACCGUAUAGCUCAUCAUGCCUCGUGCAAGUGUGCGCGUGGCGCGAGGGGGCGUGGGAGGAUUAG
Molecule: messenger RNA, 1677 nt
Organism: Monoraphidium neglectum
Lineage: Eukaryota; Viridiplantae; Chlorophyta; Chlorophyceae; Sphaeropleales; Selenastraceae
Exons: 1
Coding region: 1-1677 (558 amino acids)
Source: RefSeq, a predicted model, not a curated record